AUGGCAAUCGCAGAGUGGCGGCUAUCGUAUAUUGGAAAGUUACGAGAGACGAAGCCAAGAUCAGAAGCGGCAGAGGAUGGUGAUUCGGGUGGUCGACUGUCCACUUAUAUCAGGCCUUAUGACAAAUCUUCAGAUAUCACCAGCUUGUAUAGGCGGUUACUUCCAGCAUUGCUACCAAAUGAGUAUUCGUACAAGGACGACGGAGAUAGUACUUCUAGAACGAGUGGUGGUCUAUCCCGAAUCCACAAGUCAUUGCAACCUACCGGCCUUCAAGCUCGUCGUGAAAUCGCUCAGCGAUCAUGUAGAGUAUUCUGCGCUGUCCUACGCGUGGGGACAGGAUCUUUCCCUAAAACUAUAGUUAUUAACGGCACCCGAGUUGAAGUGCGAGCUAAUCUAGCAAAUGUCUUGGUGCACAUCUCUCCAGCCACUCCUUUCCUGUGGAUUGACGCUUUAUGCAUCAAUCAAGAUGAUGUAAUUGAGAGAAAUCACCAGGUCAUGCAAAUUGGAAGUAUCUAUAAACAGGUAAGAGAAGUCAUAGUAUGGCUAGGCGAUAAGACUGACCAAGGGUUUGGAAAUGACGCGGAGACUUUUAUACCCGAUAUUGGAUUUCAUUUCAUUAAAAGAUUGGCUGCAUUGCAGAAAGAUCUAGUGUGCAUAAGAUCUGGAGCAGAUGUUACCAUUGAAAAUGAUGAGCUUCUUCUAGGCGCAGAACUUGUAUCUCUUGGUGGAUUGUAUAGCAGACCAUAUUGGAAUCGCUUAUGGAUUUUGCAGGAAGUCCUUCUCGCUAAAGACCUGGUUAUUUGCUGGAGCAAUAAACAUAGUCCAGGACUGAGAACUGUGACUUGGGCAGAAUGGAGUCGAGCUAGACACCUUUUGGAAAACUUUGGGUCCUCACUUGCCUUGAGUUGGGAUAGAAAACUUAAGAUAAAAGUUAUCGAAGUUAUCCUAGAGAGUGCACCAGCAAAGUUGGACAGACUCCGAGAGACUGGCAAUCAAAGAUGGCCUUUCAAUUCAUUCCUGGAGAUGUUUCCUAGUUCCGAAUGCCGAGUCCAAGCCGACAAAAUAUAUGGUCUUCUAGGAAUAAUCAGUGACCCGGAACUCUGCAAUUUCCCUGUAGAUUAUGCUCGACCGUUGUUUGACACAUAUGUUAAAAUUAUUAACUGCUAUACUCAAACACGAUCAACAGAGUCACCAGCAGUCGACAUCAUAAGACUGAGUCAGAGUCUACAGCUCGCAUUGAAUGGUCCUAUCCCAGUCCCUGGAAUGGCGUUGAAGUGGUGUGAAAUAGAGCAAGGAAGCCAGGCAAAGUUGUUCAAUCACCGUGGUUAUGUGGAAGGCCUUGUUAUCGCGUCUAGUAUUGCGAGACGUGAUCUCCCCCAAAGAUUGGAAAUAGAAUUGCCAGGGACUAAAAGCACUCGGAAGAUUCUUUCAAGCAAAAUUAGAGACUUGGAUUCCUGUAGCAAGAGAAUACUGAAGGAUUUCGACAGUGUAUUUGGUUACGCCACGAGAGAAAAUCUAUCGCUGUGUGAUGUCGGAAAGUCUGCGACCAAAGAAACGUCGAUUAGAUUUGACAGGGUUUGCGAAACAAGGUUUUUUAUAUCAAGCACAGGAGAGAUUGGCAUUGCUUUAGCUGAAGUCCGGGACAACAAUUUCAUCUGUCGUUUGAAAGACACUCAUACCACACUUAUCAUUCGUCAAAGGCGCGACCGUUACCAAGUCAUUAGUAGAACGGUGUUGACAUCCUAUGCGGACACCAUUCCAAGAUUUGGAGGACACGCAGAAAAUGUUAAAGGCGACGCCCUCGAUUUCUGGCUUGAUCCAUUGACACUUCAGACACUGACGUGUCCAAUUGAGUCUAAGAGAGGAAUUCCAUACUAG
This is a messenger RNA of Botrytis byssoidea, 1878 nucleotides long. RefSeq lists its product as uncharacterized. Bases 1 to 1878 code for a protein of 625 amino acids. NCBI's taxonomy places the organism in Eukaryota, Fungi, Ascomycota, Leotiomycetes, Helotiales, Sclerotiniaceae. The transcript has 2 exons. The record is from RefSeq and is a predicted model, not a curated record.